Messenger RNA from Aspergillus nidulans FGSC A4, 1512 nucleotides. RefSeq lists its product as uncharacterized. The transcript has 7 exons. The record is from RefSeq and is a predicted model, not a curated record. Gene Ontology annotation, cellular component: membrane. Gene Ontology annotation, molecular function: transmembrane transporter activity. NCBI's taxonomy places the organism in Eukaryota, Fungi, Ascomycota, Eurotiomycetes, Eurotiales, Aspergillaceae. The coding region runs from base 1 to 1512 and encodes 503 amino acids. Gene Ontology annotation, biological process: transmembrane transport; basic amino acid transmembrane transport.
AUGGCUCGCGCUCAGCCAGACGAGACGACCCCGUUGAACGCUGAAAAUCCCAAGUACCAGGCCGUUGAUACUAUCAGGACCCAUGUCAGUGACGAGGAGAGCGAUGCGGUCCCGGAGAGCCCGUCGAAUCCGCCGGUUGAGGCGUUGACCAGCGUUGGGAGCAUCAUCGCCGUGCUUCUUCUUGCACGCUCGUCAUGGCCGCGACUGCACACAUCUCGUCUGAGUUCAACCGCCUACAAGGGGCUGCUUGGCUGUCGACUGGGUAUACCCUUGGAGUAUGCGCCGCGCAGCCGAUGUGGACUCGCAACGGAAAUGUGGAUUGUCAUCGUCGGCCGUGCCCUGAGCGGUAUUGGCGGUGCUGGCGUCAUGACCAUGAGUGCGAUCAUUAUCACCGACAUUGUGGCCAAGCGAGAGAUCGCAACAUGGCGAGCUGUUGUCAACCUGUCCAUGACGCUGGGUCGCAGUCUUGGAGGCCCAGUUGGCGGAGUGCUGACGGACACAAUCGGAUGGCGAUGGGCAUUCCUUCUGCAAGCUCCAUUACUGGGGAUUGCCGCCCUUCUCGUCGCUAUUCAACUCAAGCUGGUCCAGCGUAAUGGCUUUGGUGCACAGCCUAAUAAGUCCAAGUUCAGCCGUAUCGACCUCCGCGGAUCCAUCCUGGUGGCCACGAGUAUCGCGGCCAUCAUUCUUCUCCUUGACCAGGGCGGAAAGGCAUUCCCCUGGGCAUCCCUGCCCGCAUUAGUCCUAGUCAGUUCGGGGGUCCUAACGCUUGCCCUGUUUGUUUACACUGAGCUCUACGUUGCACCGGAGCCGAUCUUCAAACUCCAGAUCCUUAAACGUCCCAACGUGGCUGCUAGCUACCUUGUCAGCUCCUUCCAGGUCGCCGCUCAGGUCGGCAUGAUGUUCACCGUGCCGCUUUACUUCCAGGUUUCUGAUCGGGCGUCCAGUACCGUUGCUGGUGCUCAUAUGAUUCCCGCAGUGGCUGGCAAUGCCAUCGGGGGCUUAACAGCAGGUUCUUACAUUCGACGGACGGGGAACUACAAGCCAAUUCUCGUAGCGGCGGGCCUCAUCGCGUGCAUCUCGUACUUGCUGCAGUUCUUAUGCUGGAAUGGAGAAACUGGGUUCUGGGAAUCGCUGUAUAUCGUGUUCGGCGGCCUGGGCAGCGGGUCUGCAUCAGCGGCGGCCUUUGUGAGCAUGACGGCCUUCUUAGAACCAACCGAAAUGGCUAUGGCUACCGGGGGGUAUUCACUGCUCCUGAACUUUGCCCUCACGGCAGGGAUUACGUCCAACUAUACGCUACUGUCAUCGGAAUUUCGAAGGCAGCUGCAAAGGAGGCUGCUUGGGGAGGGGGCCCAUAAGGACAGCACUGACGAACAAAAGAUCAUUUGCCACGCCUUGUCAAGCAUUGAGUAUAUUGCUGGUCUCACGGGCGCUCUUCGUGAGACGGUGGUUGGCAGCUAUGUUGCUGGCCUGAAACACGCCUACACUUUAACUGCUAGAAAUCAUCGUCUUUAG